Molecule: messenger RNA, 630 nt
Organism: Cladocopium goreaui
Lineage: Eukaryota; Dinophyceae; Suessiales; Symbiodiniaceae
Source: the annotation of a GenBank genome assembly
UCCGUUGCGCUCCCGUGUUGCCUACCGUGCCGCGCUUAAAAUUCCAAUGGCGUUCACGAUGACGCGACCCGACGUGGCCUUUCCGCCACAGAUCCUGUCACGGCAAUGGAGCGCUGGCUUCAAUGGGGCGGAGAAGAAUCGGCUGCACGGAGGGGAGCUGUGGAUGAAAAAACCCGCGGCGUUGCCCAGCAAGGAACGCUUCCAUGUCAGCAAGCAGCAGGAUGAAGAUUGGUGGCUGCGUCAUAAUGACCGGGCCAAUUGUAAACCGGAUCCUGGAUUCUGUUACUACGUGCAGAGCCCAUUGCUGAAGCGCGGCGGAGCAAGCUGCGCCUGGCGGCCAAAAACGGCCGGAGCCGCAGCGGUGGAGCAGAGGAAGGCGUUUGUAGAGGAAACCUCCAAGUUGUUGGAAGAGAAUCCUAGGAGCCGAAAAGAGAUGGCCGAACGCUAUGCGCAGGUAAUGCGAAGCCCUUCAGUGCCUCUAUUUUUGACAUUGCAACGGCGGCAGCGACCACACACCACAGGGCAGCAUUCAAGUUGAGCGCGGCGACGAUCUGGCAAGAUAUCUUAUCCGGUGGUGAAUGGAAGGAGCGAUUCCAUGGCCAGUUGGAGCCUACUCAUUGAACUUCCCAC